AUGAGGUAUAGUACAGCUGCAAGAUGGGCUGCCCUUAGCAUUGUAGGGAAUCUUUAUAUUGAAUUUGGGCAAAAAAUCCCGUCGCCUCCUACAGAUGAUUUUAUUGAACUUUCCAAAAGAAUUUAUAAAGGAAAUGAUAACCAGCUAAAAAUAGCGAAUUUGAAAACCCUUAUUGAUAUCACAAAAGCAAGGCCAGGUAAUUUAUCAGGAUCUACAAUGCAGGAAUGCAUAAAAGUCCUGAUUAGAUAUGGAAAUGAAAAAUUUAAAGAAAUAAAAAUCAGAAGUGCAAAAGCAUUGAGAAAUAUAGUAAGUAAAUCUCCAAAUUCUGUAUUAACUAUAUAUGAGCAUUUGGCUCAGACGUGUAUAAAAGGUAUGGAAGAAAACACUGAUAGUGUUUUUUAUAGUUUACUAGGUGAAUUGUUUGCUUUACAAAUUGAUCCAAAAUUUGACUGAAAAACUUGUUCCCCAAGCCGCAGAAAUAUGGAAACUUAUCCAAAAUCUAUAAUGGAUGCAAUAUUUUACGUAACUCAAUAUUAUUCAAAAAAUAGUCAACAUGAGGUAAAAGUUGGAUUGAUUAAAGCACUGGAUAUUGCCUUAAAAAAAUUCCUUAAAGAUUCUCUUCACAGUACCAGCGAUAUAAAUACAUUCUUAGAAAACAUUAUUGGAAUCCCAAGGCUUAGUAUCGGAAAUGACUAUGAUAAUUGAGAGAGAGAGUUAUAUUAGAGGGGAUUAACAGGGAUUAUUUCAGCCCCUAGCCAGUCGAGCUUCAGCUUCACGCUUCAUGUGGCGCCAAUCACUAAAGCCACCUAACGCCCUUUUCUGUCGACGUCAUCAAAAAUGGUGACGUCGACAUCUUUCGGGGAGACUCACCCGAACCUGCUGGACCAAAAAUUGCGCCAAUGGACUCUCUUAACCCCUGGUAGUGCUCAGGGUAUGAGGGGAUCGUCCACAGCCUCCUUCUGGAACUACCUCCGCCAUUUACAGGCAGCCUAAUGCUCCUCCAGAAGUGCUUGCUUGGUAUUGCGCCGUCGGUCUUUCGUCUGUGGGUCGAGAGGAGGCCGGUCAGCCCAACCCCACACCCCACCCCGCAAAAUCUGCCAUCGCAACUCCGUGGCCCUUCGGGGCCACCGUUUUUUUUUUAUUUUCGGUGACCCAGAAUUCUGGUUUUUUCUUUUCCUCUGUUGUCCCAAAUGCCCGGUAAGGGUUCCCGGCCAUGAUGGCCUAUUUUAUCUAUGAUAAUUGAAGAAUCGGUGAAAAUUUGACAUGGCUACUUUAUAAAUGCAUUGCGUUUUAUUUAUCAGUUCGUCAAGUGACUGCUGCUUUAUCAUAUAUCCUCAAUAAAUUGACAGAACUAAAAUCCCAGGUCCAUGAUUCAGGAGUAAUUGAAAUGGAGACAUCAUCAAAACGAUUUACUGACCCUUUAAUAGAAAUCCAAGUAACAGUUUUAUUGUCAACUUUAUCAUUAAUUUUUUCACGUGUAAUCCCAGAGCGUGAUUUGCCACCACAUGGUGAAAAUCUAUACAAGCCAAUAUUGUGCUAUCUCUCAUGUGCUAGGCUUUCUAAGACAGCUAGUCGAGUUUUGGGAUCUUUGACUUAUAAGUACCCAUCAAUCCAUUUCCAGCUAUUGCACUUAUUGCUAACUUACACCACAAUUGCACAUGCUGAGCUUGCAGGUUUAAAGCCAGAGCAAUGCACCAAAGAGUCUUUCCAAGACUGCAUGAAUUCUUUGUUAGGGAACUCUUUAGCUUUGGCAACCAUUAUAAAAUGCUCACCAGCUGUGAACCGAGGAAUUCCUAAUGAAAUUUCAUCAACUGUAUUGAAUACAGUGAAAGCUAUGAUUUCUGGCGAAUAUCAAGGAGAAGUUGUUGAUGAUGAAAAUGUGUUUAAAGAUGAAGGUCUUGCACAUGAAAUUAAUAAUGUUAAAAGAGAAGCAGGUUGGAUACUAGUAGAAGCACUCAUGCACCUUGGACCAAGUUGGGUCGGUGGGUGCUUGACUUCGAUAUUUUCACUAUGAAAAUUACCGUUUGGGAGACAAUCCUGUAUUAUCGAAGAAAAUAUCCCAGUUCAUAAACUUGUAAGCGAAGUUAUCCAUAAAAGAGCAGCCAGUAGCAGCUUGCUGGCUUUCAUAAAAAAUAAUACCUCACUUCUAAAUCCACAAAUUUUUAAACUGAUUUCAGUGUUUCUGGCAAAUGCUCUGCAGUUUGUAUGCCCUCAGAAAAAAUCAACAGUAAGAAAACAGCUCUUAGACCAGCAUUGCCAGCAAGGAGAUUUAAUUUUACUGAAAAAGAACUUAUUUGAGUGUUUAAAGUAUGUAUCAACACAAUAUCUAGCAAAUAAAAUUCCUUUAUUAUUACAUCCUAUAUGCUCAGAAAUAGUCAGUGAUAAAAUCAAUUCAUUUCCUUCAAUACAUGAAGAAUGGCUAAGCCCUGAAGACCAUUACUUAAAUCUUAAGAAAUCUCCUCAUCCUUUAUUUGAAUUAAGUCAGAACUGCUAUCAAGAAUACUUAUCUGAUAAUUUGUUAUGAAAGCCUUAUCAAGAUAAAAAUCAAGAAAAUAUCCCAAAAGGAGCCCAUCAUCAAGAUAUGAUAAACACAGCGCUCAUUGUGUUUUCAGAGAUUUUCACAUCCCCAAAUUUCAAUGUUUCGAAUCGACAAAAGCUAUUUAAAUAUCUUUCUCAGCACCUAUCAAAUUCAUUAAAGCUCAAAGAAAAUUCAGUUCAUAAGUAUUUGAAAAUGACAACUAUUUUAUUAGCGACUUUAGGAGCACUAAGGAAAUUAGCAUUAGCAAGAGCCGUUAUCACUGACUCAGAAUUGAUAACAAGCAUAAGAGCCAUGUUUGACUCUGUAGAAUCCAUAUCUCACCAGCUUGUAAAGCGAAUUUAUGCUGAAGGGAUGAUUUAUCUAUGCAAAGUUAUGGCAGAUCCCCAACAAAUCCCAGUUUUCAUCAAAGAAGUCGAGCAUAGAAUUAUCCUAUCAGAGCAUAACCCAGGGGUAAAAAGCGCAAUAGUUUUAUUAGUAGCUGGGAUGUAUAAGCAUUUUGACAUAGCCUUAAUGGAAAAAAAUCAGUUAUCGCUUGGCCAUAUAAUUCAAAGCAUUUCAAGAGAUGCAGAAGUUGGAGGAUGGGCAAUUCAUGCACUUUAUAAAAUAUAUAAUUUAUGUGGACAUCGAGUAGAAGCUAUCAUCAAGGCAACUUUUCCUCUAGGAUUUCACCAUUAUUUGGAUUUCCAAGGGAGUGGGUUUAAUUUUAGGGAAAGCAUGCUAAUGCUGUGCAUGAAAUAUUUGCAGCUAAAUGAAGCUACCCAAGAUUUACUUUAUUUGAGAUCAGAAAUGGUGUGGGAAGAUAGAUGGGAAGCAAGCAGUUACGGGCUAGAAUGCAGCAGCUCACUUAUACAGAAUAAUGUAAAACUAGAUUUCAAUAGAGUUUUUGAAGUUGCUAUUGCAAAACUGCCAAGUCAAGACGCAGUGGAUUACUUCCUUGAUUUGCUGAGUUUUGGCUAUGGGGCGUAUUUUUUGGUUCUUGCAGAAAAUUUGAUAUAUGAGUUGUUUAUAGUUUUCGAUGAGUGAGACAGCUGGAAAAAUAAAGAAGAAUUAAAAAAAUUUGAAGAAGUAAUUGAAAGUCUACUUAUCAUUGAAGCAAAUAAAAAUAUGCAAAAAUCAAUAGAAAUGUUGAAAGCAAUAAUUACAAGUGUCGAAGCUGAAACUGCAAAAGAAGAAGCGCAUGGUCUUUCGUCUCAUGAUGAUAGAGAAACUACGAAAAUUUCAAUCUACAAGCAUCAUUUUACUCAUUAUUCUAAAACUUUGGCCUUAAAGUUUCUGAUAUUUUUGAUUUCCACUUACCCAAAUGCUUUGCCAGUAGAAGAAUUAAUCAACCUUGGCUGCCAUUUAGCCUCAACUGAGUCAGAAUCUCUUAAAAUUUUAGGUCUAAAACUAAUAAGGAAAAUUUACAAGGUUUGUGGACAUAUAAAAGAUGAUGAAGACCCAAAUAAACUUAUGAUAGAGCUGUAUGAAGCCCAAGUAAGCGCCAUAAUUCGAGAAUGUAUUAAUUCAAAGAAUAUCAAUAUAGAAAUUCAAGCAAAUAAACUUUUAUUGCAAUUUUUAAUUACUCCAGGAACACAAGAGACUUCUGUUGUUAAUAAAAUUCUUGCGCCUUUGGUAUCUGGACUUAGCGAAACUCCAAAAAGUAAUUUUUAUUUAGUUGCCCAAGUGGAGGGGUAUAGCGACCAUACAUGUGCAAAAUUAUUUUUAUCAAAAUUAGUUAUCCCUUUUAAUCAAGAAGCCAGCUUUAAAUUUAAAGGUCACAGCCAUUAUUUUUUAGAAAAUUAAUUAUAUAAUAAAUUUUGGAAAGAAAAUUAAAAUAAAGAAAAAUACUCUGUCAAAACUACUAUUAGACACUCCACACUUUAUUCAAAGUUUGCUAUUAGCGUAAUUUCUUAUUUAGCCAAAAAUCCCUUCUGAUUGCAAAUUUAAAUGCAAUUGUCACUGAUAUGAGUGUCAUUUUUACACAGCCAAAACUAACACUUAAAUCAUAUGAAUUUGUUUUAGGUCAUCAAGUCGUUGACCAAGAUCAUCCCAAAAUGGGCAAGAUUGAAGUUUUGGUAUAUGCCUUAGCUUAUUUAGCUGAUUCUGAGUCACCUUAUCUAGCAAUGCUUAUUGCAGAUAUUUAUAUUUUUUUAUUUUUACCAUACAAUGCAAGUAGAGAAUCAGCGCAGUUUAAAAAUCAAUUAGAAGUCGAUUACUUCAUGCAUCGUCGCAAGCAGAUACUUAAGGCUUUGCAGUUAAUCAUAAGCUAUAUUAAGGACUCUCGAGUAAUUAAAGAAGUCAUAAGUGGAUUGGAGCUGUGUGCAAAAGUUCCUGACAUAGAGCACAAAAAAAUAGUAUUGAAAAUUUGUAGUGGAAUUUGUAGUGAUGACGCAGAAAAUGUAAAAACAAUAGAAAAAUUAAUAACAGUUAUAAAAGAAAUGCACAAAGAAAUAGAAAAAGAGUGUAUGGAGUCAUGAAGCUGGUGCGCGAUACAGUACUCAGAGAUUCUCCAAAAUGAAGGGCUAGAUGAGCAUACUGAUGUAACUCAGUACAUGAAAAAUAUGGCAAUAUUUUUUGAAGAAGCUAUCAAAGGAAAUUAUAUUGAAAUUGUAAAGGAGACUAUUGAAAAAAUAUGAACUCAGGCAGAGACUUUUGAGGACUUUAAGGGAAAAAUUGCAAAUAAAGUGAUUGCGAGUUUAAUAAAGAUUGAAAACUAUGAAGUUGUGAUAGAUUUUCUUGUGAAAAGAAAUAUUGAAGAUUUAUCAUAUUUUUCAGGAGCAAUUAAUGAAUUAGGAGAAAUUUUAAGGGAAUUUUCUCAAAGAUCAAUAAAAAUCACCUCUCAUUUAUCACAAUUUAUAGCGACCUCUCCGCCUGUUUUACCUCAUUUAAUUCCUCAUAUAUUUUCAAUAUUCCAAUUAAAGAAAAAUUCAGAGUUUUCUACUUAUGAAACAAACAUGCAAAGCGAAGCAUUAAAAAUAUUGCUUUUACUCUUCAAAAAUAGCCCAGAUAAGAACAAAGCACUCCGCUCAAUCAUCCCUAUGAUUCUAUCUCUAUAUUCCUCACAAACAACACUGCCACUAAUAAAAACUGUAACAAAAGCCCUCCAGCAUCUAGCAGCAACAUGCUCAGCAGCAUUUAAAGAAAUUAUUUUAAGCUUGCCAGACCACGAAAAAAAGUUCUUGGAGAAACAACUCAUAUCUUCUCAACAAGUCGGGCCUGCUGUUGCCAGCUCCCAGCCAACCAUAACAUUGCAAUUAAAGCUUAAAAAGCCAUAA
Blepharisma stoltei is the source of this 5793-nucleotide messenger RNA. NCBI's taxonomy places the organism in Eukaryota, Ciliophora, Heterotrichea, Heterotrichida, Blepharismidae. The record is from the annotation of a GenBank genome assembly.